Messenger RNA from Polistes dominula (European paper wasp), 893 nucleotides. RefSeq lists its product as uncharacterized. The record is from RefSeq and is a predicted model, not a curated record. NCBI's taxonomy places the organism in Eukaryota, Metazoa, Arthropoda, Insecta, Hymenoptera, Vespidae. Gene Ontology annotation, molecular function: protein binding.
GUAUGUAUAUGUGUAUGUCUAUGUUAUGUUUUUAUGGUGUGCCCUUUUCUCUUGGGACGAAGCUUAAGUUGGAAGGGAAGAAAAAGUCUUCGUUCUCUUCGUACUCCACCUCCUUUUCUUCAUCUUCAUCCUCAUCAUCGUCAUCGUCAUCGUCAUCCUCUUCUUCUUCUUCUUCUUCUUCUCCCACUUGUUCCGAUGUCGAGUUGGAAAACGACGAAGAAAAUAAACACCAUCGACAAAAAGUAAUCGAGGAAAGUGACGGAAACAGACCACCAUUGGCUGAGGAUGAGAAAAAACCAUCAGCACGUAAUCCUUGCUCACCUGGGAAAACUCGAAUAAUCGAUGAUCACCACCAGGAUCAAGAAACAAAUUUGAAAGAAGAAAUAAUUGUUCAAUCGAAAACUUACGUUCCUGGUGAUGCUGAAAGAAAAAGAUUAGCCAAAGAAAUUUUAAAUGAACGUCAAACUUUGGAGGAUCCAUUAAGUGAUCAUGUUUUAUGCAGAGAAAUCAUUGAUUAUGAAAAACUGAAUCUUAAAACAACGCUAGUCAAUGAAGAAACUGUCAAAACUGAAGUUAAACACAAUGAUGAAAAUGAAGAAUAUCAAACAAAUUUAUCGAUUGCCAGUACAUCGUACGAUGUUUCAACAAUUUCUAACGUGACAAAUUAUAAAAAAAAAGAUGAUCAAAAUGAAUUGACAAGUAAAUUAAGUAACAUUCGUCAAAAUUUUUGCGAUCAUUUUGAUGAAUUGAAAAGUAAACAAAAGUAUGCAAUAACACCAGAUUUUAUGAGAAGGGAACAAAUUGUUGAUGAUUCGAUUCAAUUGCAAGAAAGUUCAUCGACAAAACCGAAACUUUUCAUUGAAGAAAUUAACGAUGAUACUAUGCAAACAUAA